Messenger RNA from Sesamum indicum (sesame), 1597 nucleotides. Lineage: Eukaryota; Viridiplantae; Streptophyta; Magnoliopsida; Lamiales; Pedaliaceae. The record is from RefSeq and is a predicted model, not a curated record.
UAUAUAUGAAAAGUUCCGCAGACGCCGUUUCCAGUUUCAACUUCCAUUAACGAACGAAUUUGCAAUCUCUCGAAACUCUGUAUAUUGUUUGCCUCAAAAUCCCAAACCCUGUUUGCGAAUUGGGGGAGAGAAAUGGACGGUGGCGAUGCUCCGGGACAGGGGACAGUGACUUGUGCUACAUGGAUACGGCGCCCGGAGAACGAGCAUUUGGUGGUGGUCGGAAAAUCGAGGCCGUCUUCUCUCGAGAUCUUCUCCUACGAUCCUAUCACCACUUGUCUCUCUGCCUCUCCCAAGGCGAAGUAUGAUUUUGAAGAAGGGGUUAAUCCGGUAAUCAUUGCGGUGCAUCCAAGUGGAGACGAAUUUGUUUGUUCCACAAGUACUGGUGAUUGCAAAUUGUUCGAGUUGUAUGGUCGGGAAGACAGAAUAAAACUUGUUGCAAAAGAACAACUUCUACUUCAGGGAAUUGGCCUGCAAAAAUGUUUAGCUUUUAGUGUUGAUGGAACGAGAUUUGCUACUGGUGGAGUUGAUGGAUUUCUUAGAAUAUUUGAGUGGCCAAACAUGCGUAUCAUUUUAGAGGAACCAAGAGUUCACAAGUCGUUUCGAGACAUGGAUUUCAGCUUAGACUCGGAAUUUUUAGCUUCAACGUCGACUGAUGGCUCAGCAAGAGUAUGGAAUACAAAUGAUGGUUCUCCAGUUGCAACCUUGACACGGAACUCCGAUGAGAAGAUUGAACUUUGCCGAUUUUCUAAAGAUGGGACAAAACCAUUUUUGUUUUGCUCAGUUCAAAGAGGAAAUAAACCACUUACAGUCGUCUGGGAUAUAAGCACAUGGAAAAAAAUUGGGCACAAGAGGUUACUUAGAAAGCCAGCUUCAAUGAUGUCUAUUAGUUUGGAUGGAAAAUAUCUUGCUUUGGGGAGCAAGGAUGGAGAUAUAUGUGUUGUAGAAGUGAAAAAGAUGGAGGUCCGCCACUGGAGUAAGAGGCUACACUUGGGUUCUGAUAUUACAUCCUUGGAAUUUUGUCCUAGUGAUAGGGUAGUACUUACUACUUCUAAGGAAUGGGGACAUUUGAUCUACUCUCUUUUGCUUACGCUUGCAGAAUGGCAAAUCUAUUUGCUACUCUUGGGGCUGUUUUUGGCAUCAAUCGUUGCGUUUUACAUAUUCUUUGAGAAUUCCGAUUCAUUCUGGAACUUUCCAGUUGCAAAAGAUCCAUCCUUAACACCUGACAUUGAAACUAUUCUGGGGGAUUUAAAAUCUGACCAAAAUGUGUGGGAGCCUGUGGACCUCUAAUUUUCUGGUCAAUCCAACUUCAUUCUCUACAAGUGCAGGAAGGAACAAGAAGAGAGUGAUUCCGAUGCACUGAACCUUAUUUUAGCUCUGUUCUCUGGCAGAAAAUAAGGUUUAUGUAUUUUCCAAGUGAAAUUUUUGUACUGAUACUAGAAUUUCUUCUUCCCCUCAUAUUUAUUUAGUGGUCAGAUUUGUUGUUCAACUUUCUUUGUUCUUUGUAUUGUCUUGCUGUCAUGAAGGAUUCUGACAAGCAACCAUGAAAUUAGAUUGUGUUGAACUUAUGCAAAGUUGUAGUGAAUUUGGAGGCGCCAAA